This is a messenger RNA of Pectinophora gossypiella (pink bollworm), 9037 nucleotides long. RefSeq names its product sister chromatid cohesion protein PDS5 homolog B-B (gene pds5). The coding region runs from base 224 to 3802 and encodes 1192 amino acids. Lineage: Eukaryota; Metazoa; Arthropoda; Insecta; Lepidoptera; Gelechiidae. The record is from RefSeq and is a predicted model, not a curated record. Gene Ontology annotation, cellular component: nucleus; chromatin. Gene Ontology annotation, biological process: DNA repair; mitotic sister chromatid cohesion. The transcript has 20 exons.
CCCGCAGUUUGGCGUCCACACAGAUUGAUAAAAAAAUAUUACUAAAAUUUUCUAUGUAUUUAGAUCAAUAGAGCUUUUAUUUCCACUUGAGUUUUAUUUUCUAGUGAUGUUAUAACGAGACUACUAUGUUGUUUCUGUGAUCGUUUCGUUUGAUCGCGAGUGCUGUGGUGGAUUUGUAAACAUCGGGAACGCUGGACCACGUCUAUGAGUUCUUAUUGGCAGUAUGGCGGAAAUAGUGUACCCGCAAGGCUGCCGACCUAUUACCGAUGACCUUGGACCUGAUGAGCUGGUGCGGAGACUUAAGGCACUGGCCCACACCCUACAAGGUCUGGGCCAGGAUGAAGGCAUGUACCAGCAGUUCAUCCCGCUGGCACUCCACUUGGCUGACGAGUUCUUCCUGACGCACCCCUCGAGAGACGUGCAGCUGCUGAUCGCUUGCUGCAUCGCCGAUGUACUGCGCGUCUACGCCCCCGAGGCGCCCUAUAAGGAUCAGGAACAGGUGAAGACAAUAUUCCUGUUCCUGAUCAACCAGCUGCAGGGUCUGCGCGACCCCAAGGACCCGGCGUUCAAGCGCUACUUCUACCUGCUAGAGAACCUGGCCUACGUCAAGUCCUUCAACAUGUGCUUCGAGCUCGAGGACUGCCAGGAGAUCUUCUGCGCGCUGUUCUCGCUCAUGUUUAAGAUUGUCAACACGGAACACUCAUCAAAAGUGAAGUCCUUCAUGCUGGACGUCCUCUGCCCGCUGAUCACGGAGUCGGACGUGGUCUCCAACGAGCUGCUGAACGUGAUCCUGAUCAACCUGGUGGAGCCCAACAAGCGCGAGCACAAGCAUGCGUACGCGCUCGCCAAGGAGCUCGUCAUCAAGACCAGCGAGACCCUGGAACCGUACAUACAGGCGUUCUUCAACCACGUGCUGAUCCUCGGCAAAGAAGAGAAAUCCCUGCUCAUAUUCUCGAAAGUAUACGAGUUGAUCUACGAGUUCAACCAGAUCUGCCCAUCCAUACUGAUAUCAGUGCUCCCGCAGUUGGAGUGCAAGCUGAAGUCCGCUCAGUUCCAGGAGAGACUCAGCGGCGUUGCGCUACUUGCUAGAAUGUUCUCUGAACCCGGCUCAGAGUUGGCUAAACAAUACCCGGCGUUGUGGCGAGCCUUCCUCGGGCGCUUCAACGAUAUAUCCGUUUCAGUGCGCAUCAAAUGUGUGCAAUACUGCAUGCAUUUCCUCGUACACCAUCCGGAUCUACGCAAAGACAUAACGGAGACACUGAAGAUGCGUCAACACGACGCGCACGAACAAGUCCGCUACGAGGUCGUCAUGGCAAUCAUAGCCACGGCGCAACGUGACUUCCCAGCCGUCGCGGAGUCCGAAGACCUCCUACACUUCGUCCGCGAGAGGACUUUGGAUAAAAAGUUCAAAAUACGCAAAGAAGCCAUGUAUGGUUUGGCUAUGAUUUACAAGAAAUACUUAACGGAAGAAAGCGUGCCUCCCGCCACGGAGAAGGCUGUGAAAUGGAUUAAGGACAAAAUCUUACACGGUUACUACAUGACGGCUUUAGAAGACAGGCUCCUAGUGGAAAGACUUCUAAACACAUCUCUAGUCCCGUACACUUUGCCGCCGGAUAUUCGUAUGAAGAAGCUGUACUUCUUGAUGUCUAAUGUGGAUGAUAACGCGACGAAGGCGUUUAUAGAACUCCAGAAGCAUCAGUUGGCGGUCCGGCGCACCGUCGCUGAGUGGAUCGAGCUGCACAGGAAACCUCCCUCGCCGGCCGUGCAGAAGGAGUUGAUCGCUAAGGUGCUGCACAUUAGCUCCAAGUUCCUCCCGGAGUCGGUGAAGGCGCAGGAGUUCCUCAACAAGUUCUCGCAGCACAUGAAGCAGGCGCCGGAGUUGCUGCAGGGCAUGGAGACCAUCCUCAACCCCAACGUUAGCUGCGAAGUGUGCGUCCGGACCACGUCGGCAGUCCUGAGGAAGCUAGGCCAACCGGUGAUGACAAACCUGUACUACAACACUGUGAAGAUGCUUCUAGAACGAGUGAGCUCCGUGAUGAUAGACCACGACUCGCUGCUCAUACUGGUGGGGUAUGUGGAGAGUGCCGUCAAGGGCACUGACCCCUCCAUCGCCGAGGAGUGCGGCACAGACAUCAAAACGGCGGCAGAGCGCGGGCUGAAGCUGCUGGUGAUGCUGUCGUUCGUGUUCCCGGCGCACUUCCUGCACGAGGACGUGCUCAACCGGCUGACGACGCUGCUGGAGCUGGACGACGACAGCGUGGCGCCGCACAUCCUCGCGGCGCUCACCUUCCUCGGGAAAUACCGCCCGCUCAGUGAAGCGUGUCCCGCUCUGUUCCCGAAACUGAUUACUCUGUGCAAGGCGUACGCUGAAGUAGGCACGCCGAAACAAGCAAAGAACGCUGUCAGAUGUUUGUUCGUGAACGUGCCGACACAGCGCGGCGCGAUCUUCACUGAGAUCCUGGAGACGUUGAAGGCGACCCUCACCCCGCACUCGGAGCACUACCGCACGGCCAUCGUGACGCUCGGACACAUCGCGCACAACCUACCCGACAACUUCCCCGUGCACAUCAAGAACAUUGUCUCCAGGAAGAUAGUAAAAGAACUCCUAGUCCGCGAGGGCGGCGGCGGGCCCAACGCCCCGACAGGCCAGUGGUGCAGCGAGGAGGAACUCCCGGAAGAGACGCGCUGCAAGUUGGAAGGACUUAAAUGCAUGGCGCGCUGGCUGCUCGGCCUCAAGAAGGACGAACUCUCAGCUCAGAAGACUUUCAGGAUGCUCAACGCGUUCAUCGUGCACAAGGGGGACCUGCUACAGCAAAACCAGCUGUCCAGCGCGGAGAUGGCACACCUACGACUGGCCGCGGGCGCCGCCAUGCUCAAGAUCUGCGAGCAGAAGGGCGUCGGCGACCAGUUCACAGCGGAACAGUUCUACAACCUGUCGCACCUCAUGAUUGACGAAGUGCCGGAAGUUAGAGAAGCUUUCGCAGCGAAACUACACAAAGGACUGUCAAAGGGCAUCCCGAACAAGUGCCUGCCCCUGGACUUCAUGGGCAUGUACGCGCUGGCGGGCCGCGAGCCCGAGCGCCGCAUCCGCAGCCUGGUGCGCCAGUACAUGGUGGCCGACGUGGUGCGCCGCCGCGAGUACAUACGGAACAUCACCGUCGGCACUAAAGUGGACCGCGCCGUGGCGCAGCUGCCGCACAUCCUACCGGACUACAUGCUGGUGUUCGCGGUGCCCGUGCUGACCCACGACCCCGAGUUCACCAGCUACGACGACGUCAACCAGCUCAAGGUGAUAAAGCAAUGCCUGUGGUUCAUCCUGGAGCCACUGAUCACGCGCAACGACCUGUACUGCUACGGGUUCUACAAGACAUUAGUGGAGCGCAUGAAGAAUCACAAGGACGCGCUCAAUGAGACAGAUGACGCUGUUAACUAUAAAAUGUGGGCGGUAUGCGACCUGGCGAUGUCUGUGAUAUGGUCGCGCUCGUCGCGGUUCGAGCUGCGCGACUUCCCGUCCGACACGCGCAUCCCCACUAUGUACUUCGCGCCGCAGUCCGAGUACUUCGUCAACACGCGCGUCUUCCUGCCGCCCGCGCUACAGUUCCAGCCAAAACGCCAGAACGACCAGGUGGACACCAAGGAACGCCCCAAGAAGCGGCCGCGGCAGCAGGCUAGCGAAAACUCCAACGAAUGUGAACCAUCAGAGGCUUCUGCCACCCAAAUCCAGCUCCCUGGGUUGGACCAAGCGCCAGAGACAGAGUUACCUGACGACGAGCCAGCGUCUAAGCGCAUCAGCGAGGAGUGAGCGAGACGGCAACACAGUGACGUCAUGCGGCGAAUUAGUGACGUCAUACGGCGACAUAGUGACGUCAUAUGUCAACAGUGACAGUGUGUUCCAACUAUAGUGCUGAAGUGACUGUUGUGUACGGAUUGUUAUACUUGUCGGUUGAGCAAUAGGUGAGUUGUACCCGCCUUUUGUUAAUUAAAUCGUUUAUUGUGUUUUUUUUUAAAUAUGGAGUUUUAAUUUUGAGUUUAAGGUUAGGCAAAGAACUGAGCUAUACAGCCACGUCGGUAAAGUCCGGUUCAAGUAGUUAUUUUAUAUGCUUCGUCAUUUUGAUACUAUGAUUCGGUCAAUAAUGUUAAGCUGCAUAAUAGUAAGAGAAGAAAGGAAUGAUUAUAGGUUGUCAGAUCACAUUGCAUUUGUUGUUUAUUUCUCUUUUACUGAAUACUCUCAAAUAGCUUUCGUUUCAUUUACUAUCCCAUUAUUUCUUUAAUUUUCUAUUUGUCGCUCACUAUGUGUCUUUAUAACCAUGGGUAACCCCUAGCAACCAUUACACGAGCAUCAAUCAUGUUAUUUAUUUGCAUUUGCUCAAAAUCCCAAUAAAAUAUCUUUGGCAUUCGUAUAUUCACGGUCAGUAUCGUUUAAAAUUGGUUUUAUUUAAUUAAGAACUCGCCUAUUGCUUUAUCGAUAAGAAAUGAUUUGUGUAUAAUAAUUUUUAUCGUGUUUAUGUGAGGUUUGAUUGUAAGAAAAUCCUCAAAAUCAUUAAUUGAAUCUAAAAACUCAAUUAUGACAUGCUGAAAUGCAUUCCUAUAUAUUGAUACUGAUUGCAAUACAUUGUAAUAUUUUGAAAUAUUUAAAGGAAGUUCCUAGUAUAGCUCAAUAGGCAACUGUGUUUGCCAUUACAGACCUCCAUUACAGAUGGCGAUACGGUUCAUCACCUAUCACGUUGGUCUAACAAAGCUCAGUGAAAUGGUUACUCAUCAAUCGAUGACUGUACCUCUGACUACCCUAAUAGAUGUGAGCUCAUGUUUCACAGCUUUUGAACUCCGCCCCGCACUAAAUCGCCGAGCAAUACUUACUUCACCCCCCCGCUGGGUUUCACUUUAGUCUGUCGGGUCGUAAGCCGAUACAUGUGCCUCAUUCGCACUCAUUACAAUAACUGAUAUCUCUGGGGUUUUGUAUGGUAUGUGUCUAGGAGUCUGGGCCAUCAUGGGUUUUCCUAACGUAACAACACAAAUCUCAUAAUCGUUAUGGACAGAGCUACCGGAAGACAACAUGCAGCCACAUUCGGUAAUGUCUGUAUUUGGUGUAAUGUGCGUCUGUUGUAUUUCAAAAUAUUACAAAGUAUAAAGCAAUCUAAACAGCACAAGAGAAAGAUUCCAUUUGUCAAAUAGAUUGCAUAGUGUUGGUCUGUUAUAAGGACUUAAUUUAAUGGAUGGAUCUUUCAAGUUGUGCUAUAGUCAUGAAGUACUAAGAGUAAGCCACAUAGAAGCAGUACAGUGGCGAAACGAAGUUUGAGAAUCCACAUUUUUAUGUCCGGAUUUUCAUAUAUAAAAUGAAGUAUAAGAAUGCUCGCUCCCGCCUAUAGGGUUUAUUACACCCAUGCUAUAAGAAGACCAGGUAUGCUCAAUCCUAUGACAAGCCGCCAUUGCUAGCCCUUUGAUGACGUAAGUGUUACCACUGCGUUACCAUGAAAUUAAAAAAAAAAAUGUUUAUUCAUAAAAAAAACAUAACAAAGUUCGUUGACGAGACUUCCCAGUAAGUAACAAUAGUACUUGUGUUGGGAAUUAAAUUGGUAUCUCCAACAUUCCAAGGACUUAAAUUUUAUUAUUGAAAAUUAAGUGAAUUACAGAUUAAUGUAUUUAAUUACUAUUACUUGUCACAUAUAUAAAAAUCAAUAAAACUCAGUAAAUAUAACAACAUUGGAUGUGGGUAAUUUAUUUUUACGUAAUGGCAACGCAGGGCAGGAUGACGUCAGCUCGGCUAACCUUGAAAUGUUAGCUGUCACUUUUGAACAUAUCUGGUUUUCCUAUACCAUGAUUACACCUACCUGUCCGACAGGCUAGAUGCGUCAGGGUUAGGACUCCCGGUUCUUGAUUAGAUCGUGUAGUCUAAUAGCAAAUCGGCGGGUCGUAGCCAUGGUAACCACGAUCUCGAGCGAGUUGAGUAACCAUGGUAACCACCCGUGACCUUGACGCAUCUAGCCUGUCGGUCAGGUAGGUGUAAUAAGCCCUUAUCUGGCCUUGACUUGAACUUGCUGGAAUGCGCUUCCUAACUGCGCUAUAUUUAGCAAGGAGCUAAUGUGUCCCAGUCAAUGAAAUACGCUUAUCAUUGCUGAUUUCCAACUAAAGCAAUGUGCUAUGUAAAUAUAUGAAGAAACAAAACAAAUCACUUCAUUAGGUCUAAACUAUUGGCACGCUACGAUGGCCGAUUUGACGUUUAUCCCGCUCAUCGAGUUUCGUAUUAAUUAAUAACUAUGUUACAGGAGCAAAUAGCUGUACUUCAUUGUGUUCAUCAAGUUUCGUAUUAAUUUAUAACCAUAUUGACGAAGCGAAUUGCCGUACUUUAUGGCAAAACAGCGAUCAUAGCGUGUCGCUAGUUACGUUUAUAUGUCGUUGAAAGACAUUAAAUAUCGAUCAUUAAAAGCAAAAAAAUUGGGUAGAUAUUUCCUAGUACUAUAUCCAUCAGGUGAGAUCGCCCAAAACAUAUACAAAUUGACUGUAACAAGAACAAUUAUACGAGAUUUUAAAAAUCGAAUGCGACAUAUAUAUACCUUUUUGAAAUUGUCUUUAAGGUGCGUCCAGAUUGCUGUCGAUCAAAGACUUCGAUCGUUUGAAUUGUCGCAGUGUGAUGCAUAAGACAAGCGAUUGUCUACGUCGAUCGACCGCAAUCACCUAGGUCGCCCCUACGGACUGUUUUGUCCAAAAUUUGAUACUAGUAACUCGGAUUAUGAAAAUUUUUGAAUUAAGUAUAUUCAUCUAUUUAUGACUUUGUAAACCAAGGGAUGUAAUUUCAACUGACCCUCAAGAAAGUUUAAUAGAAAAACAUUUUCUUUGUGACCCAUUGUCAUUGGAUUUAUAAGAGAAGUGUUCAAAAUCCUAAUUGACUUUAUAAGUACUGACAUUCAAUAUGAAUUUUUCGACGUAUUUUUGUCAAACGGGCGAAAAUAUAUUAACUCAAUGUCCAAAAUCAUUUGUUCUGUAAAAGAUUGUAAGAACUCCGGAAUUAAUCAUUUUAUAGAAUCUUGACAAACUUAUUAGUUUAAAGUUUCGGAGAAAUCAUGAAACUUUUUGUAUUUCAUUGUUUCAAAUAAGUUUAGAAAUCGACAAUGAAAUUAAAAUAUUAAGUCAUAUUUUUUGUUGAUUAUUGGUACUGAUUCUGGGGACAAAACUUUUAUUUUCGUCUGACAGCCCUAUAAAUAGUCCCGUCCUUCACUUACGACGAGUGUGAGACAGAGAUGGAGAUGGUGUUAGAACUGUCAAACUGAAUUAAAGUUGGUGUCUGCAGGAAUCGACACCAUUGUCUUCUUUUGAUAAUCAAUAAUAUCUAGGAUUCAUAGCACUACAGAAUAUAAAUUGGUUCAUUCAAAAUCUGUUCAGUAGACUAUACUUGAAACAGAGAUCAAUAUUUUUACAGGUUUCCAACUUAUAGGUAUCUUGGAUCCUAGAUAUUGAUGACUUUCACGAUAAGAUUGACAUGAUAAUUGCUAAGCUUAGUGUUUAGGGAUAUCCUAAAUCAAAUCAAAAGAAAAGUUAUAACCUAUUUAUUUAACUGUGCUCAAAAAUCGACUAUGUUAUUAGAGGUAUUGUGACUAACUUAUGAAUGAACAUGGAAUUUUGAUUACGAGACUAAAGCGCGUACAAUAAAUUGGUAAUGUUUAACAGAGGUCAGACGAAAGGAAAUCACAGUGAAUCUAUCUUCAACAUAUUAUAUUCUUGGAAUUUCUUUGUGAAAUGUGAAAAGAUUUGCCAACUUACAUGCUUUCCGCAGAUUGCCUUUGGCCGGGUUUCCACUGACGCGGAGAUGGGCUGAGAAGAGCGGAGAUGUGCGGAUUUGACCAAUCACAGCAUUCGAGAGAGCGAAAAACGAAGACGCUCUGUCACUCUCUCCCUCACGGUGAUUGGUCGAUUCCUGCACAUCUCCGCACAGCUCCGCGUCAAUGGAAACGCAGCCUUAGUCGCGCCUGGUGCACCCUAGGGCUACUUUGUAACCGUCACAGUUUGUUUUUUUUUUUAAAUUAGCUUCGGGAAAUAUUGAUAUCAAUACCGAGGCUUUUGGAUCUUAAGAAGCAAUCUAAAAAUAAAAAUCAUGUCAAUCUUAAGUCUUAACCCCACUGCCGCAAGGCUCAUUUUAUGUAAUAUUCCCGACACGAAUACUUGUAGGUUAAAAACAUGAGUCUGUAUUAUAGAUUUUAAUUUUAAGCCUAAUUUGUUUGCCCGUUGAUUUAGUUUUAAUUGAUUCGGCUGGUCGAUUUUUCUCUUUUUAAUUAAUAUUAUUAUUUGUAUAAUUUGGAUCGCCUCUUUCGGGGGUUAAGUCGGAUGUCAUUUGGGAUUUCAGCCGCUGAAUUUCUUAUACACUUUUUUGUAUGAUGGGAAAUGUAGCUGUUGAAAUGCUGAGUGGGCAUGUAGGGUGUAAAGACAGUUAUUGCCUGUAGAACGACUGUUUUAUGAUUACGACUGAUAUUGGAGGGAUUUUCAAGGAACAUAUUGGUGAAGACCCUCCUUGUCUACAGGCUUGGUUGCGGUCAUCGCAGUGGGUAACAGUUUACUGAUAAGAAAACUUGAAACUGAAUAUAAUAUAAAAAAGCUCAUUUUAAAGCGAUCACGAGAUGGUAACUCUUAAACUUACAAUUGGGUCGUGUACUGGGUUCUAAAACUAACGAAAACCUUUUUUUCUAUUUAAAUUAGUUAAGAAUUUUAAUCAAGAAAACGUAGUCCGUAAUGUUAUCACGUUUUUCUACUGCGUCACAGUGCGCUUUUUCGUACAAAUUCAUAGUAAUUUUGUGUUAUAAUCCUGACAUAAGACAGCCUCCCCCCAAACAAUGGAGCGUGGAGGAUAACCGCUCCACUACAGGUUGGUGGAGUACACUGUUCCCCACUGCGAUGUCCACAACGUGUGUCACAGCUGGUGAUAUAAGUGUUUUAGUUUUUUAUCGACUAUUUGCGUUAAGUGUACCAAAAACUGAUGCGAGUGCAGCGGCGCUUCGCCGCAGUGAUGAUUCUCUGUAGUUAUGUAUUAAAAUAAAUAAUAAAUACGCAA